CUAGGAGCGAAACGAGAUCACGUUGGCGAGUUUCCUUUUUCGCGCAGCGGAAGUCAUCGAAAGUUCAUCCCGCCCCGGUGUUGCACGAACUGCACUGAAGUUGCAACCUCGACGGACUUCAAAGUGGUACGUGCGCGCGAGCCGAGGAACUCCGUUCGGCUUCCUUUGCUUCCUGAGUUAUCCGAUUGAAGAAUCGAAGAAAAACAAAGGAAUAAAUAUUUCCUUAUUGAACACUGAUGGCUGUCAAGGGAUUAAUUUCAGCGAUUGUGCAGUUUUUGACUGAUCAAUUGCAAGAUGGGGACAUAACUGCCGACUCUCGCGAGAGCUUGGAAGUGGCAAUCCAGUGCCUGGAAAGUGCUUACAAUGUGCAAGCUUCUGACGCUCCAGCAAAUUUUAAUCUAUAUCAAGUUUACAAGAACACUGUAGAGAACGCGGCGCCUAGCCUAGGCCCAGAGGCUACUACAGAAUUAAAGGCCGAGGCAGAAAGAUUGAAAAACGAAGGCAAUGCGCUUAUGAAACAAGAGAAACAUCAAGAAGCGCUUGCCAAUUAUACAAAAGCAAUACAAUUGGAUGGUCGCAAUGCGGUAUAUUAUUGCAAUAGAGCUGCUGUUUUGUCCAAACUCGGUAACCAUACCCUAGCCAUCAAAGACUGUCACACAGCACUCUCUAUUGAUCCUUCGUAUAGCAAGGCAUAUGGUCGAUUAGGCUUAGCAUAUUCCAGUUUGGAGAGGCAUAAAGAAGCUAAGGAAAGUUACGAAAAGGCUCUAGCAAUGGAACCAGAUAAUGAAAGUUACCGGAAUAAUUUGCAAUUAGCAGAAGAGAAAUUAGCUCAGUUAGGUGUCAACCAAUCUCUGCCUAAUAUGCCUGGUAUGGAUCUGAGUGCCCUUUUAAGCAACCCUGCUCUAAUGAAUAUGGCACGUCAGAUGUUAUCUGACCCAGCUAUGCAAAAUAUGAUGUGCAAUCUAAUGUCUGGCAAUGUGGAGGAAGGUGGUCGUAUGGAAGUGCUCAUAGAAGCAGGUCAACAAUUAGCACAGCAAAUGCAGAAUGCAAAUCCCGAGUUGAUCGAAUCGCUAAGACGACAAAUGGGCGGCAAUCCAAAUGAUCCGGAGCCACCGCAGCAAAAUUGAAAUGUAUGACUGAGGUUUUAUGAUAGGAUACGAACAGUUUAUGCGAACAUCAUUUUCUUUCUCACUAUAUGAAACAGUACAUCGUAUCAUUUUUUAAAACAUCAUAAGGUGAGACUUAUAGCUUGAAUAACAAUUUAUUCUACCAUCAUAUUAAAAGCAAUGAUAACAUGCAUACCACAGAAUUGAUUUUAUAGAUUAGUCAUCGAUUAUGGGUGCAAAAUCAUGUUUCUGGGCU
Molecule: messenger RNA, 1362 nt
Organism: Nylanderia fulva
Lineage: Eukaryota; Metazoa; Arthropoda; Insecta; Hymenoptera; Formicidae
Product: small glutamine-rich tetratricopeptide repeat-containing protein alpha
Biological process (GO): post-translational protein targeting to endoplasmic reticulum membrane
Cellular component (GO): TRC complex; membrane
Molecular function (GO): protein binding; molecular adaptor activity
Source: RefSeq, a predicted model, not a curated record